This is a messenger RNA of Penicillium verhagenii, 1029 nucleotides long. RefSeq lists its product as uncharacterized. Bases 1 to 1029 code for a protein of 342 amino acids. NCBI's taxonomy places the organism in Eukaryota, Fungi, Ascomycota, Eurotiomycetes, Eurotiales, Aspergillaceae. The transcript has 6 exons. The record is from RefSeq and is a predicted model, not a curated record.
AUGGCCAUGUUUAUCCAACCGCGAUCAGAGGAGGCAAGUACUCAAGUCGAGAACCGUGGGCCUCUGCUGUUGAUCAUCAACGGCACAGCGACAGGUAUUGCGGUGAUCGUUGUGGGUCUUCGAGCGAUCUCCAGAAUCUUUAUCUUGAAAAAAUUCGGUCUGGAUGACGCGACAAUGGUGAUCGCCAUGAUCUUUGCCGUUCUCAACGUCGUGGUCGCGGGCCUCGGAGUCAAGUAUGGAACAGGGAAGCAUAAGUGGGAUGUUGGUUCAAAUGACACGAUUCCAGCUGCAAAGGUUCGAUACGUGACGCACAUCAUUUAUACGCUGAUCAGCGGCCUGAUCAAAGCAUCAAUCUGUUUACUAUAUUUGCGCCUCUUCCCUAAUAUUCGAAAACUCACGCUCGGUACGAUCGGUUUCAUCACGGCCAUGAGCAUCGCCGUCAUUCUCGCGACAAUCUUCCAAUGCUCUCCGGUUGAUGCCGUUUACGACGAAGACAAAUACCAGAAUUAUACUUGCUUUGCAUCUAUUCCGUUCUGGUACACCACUGCUGUGUUGUCCCUGGUGACAGAUAUCUGGAUAUUUGCUUUGCCGCUGAAAAUUAUGAUGGGUCUCCAGCUUGAUCAUAAGAGACGAUUCAUCAUCAUCGGGCUAUUAUCAUUGGGUUUAUUUGCCUGUAUAGCCAGUAUUGUGCGAAUGGUCUACAUUGUCAAACUAUACGAAAGCUCCGACCCUACCUGGGAUACCUUUGGCGUUUCAAUCUGGUCGGGGAUUGAAUUGGCUGUCGCCAUUAUUGCUGCCAGCAUUCCAGCAAUUAAGCCCCUUGUGGAUGCCCUCUUCCCGGCGUUAUUUGCCAGUAGUAGAGGCACGUCGCAAUCCGCGGGUCGAAGGACUUAUCAUUCGAACAGCCAUGAGCUACAUUCUCAGCGAUACCAGCGCAAAGAUGCUUUUCCACUUUCGCUUGUUACGCCGAGAGAAGAAAGCGACACGGGCGAUGAUGAAUCUACAAAAGCGAUCGCACAUGCAAAUUAG